CAAUUAAAUACUACUCCAUCAUACUUACAUUAAUAGAAAUUAAUGUAUACAAACUGAUCUCUCUACAGCUGAAAGAUGGCAGCAACACGAAGCAUUAGUUGCGUGAAACAUCUUGCAGAAUCACCCAAUCUCUCUUCUAUCCCAUCCAAUUACAUCUACCACACCGAUCCUGCUGAAACUGAAGUCGAAGCUUCAAUUCCGGUUAUCGAUUUUUCGCUUCUCACCUCUCACAACCCUCAUCACAAGGCCGAAGCCAUCCAUGAUCUCGACCAAGCUUGUCAAGAUUGGGGCUUCUUCAUCCUGGUAAAUCAUGGCAUGCCGGAAGAGUUGAGGCAGGGCGUGCUUGAAGCCGCGGCUGAAUUUUUCAAUCUGUCCGAAGCGGAGAAACCGGAAUUCGAACCCGAAAAUGUAUUGAGCCCGAUUAGGUACGGCACCAGCUUUAAUGCUGCAACUGACAACGUCUUUUGUUGGAGGGAUUUUUUGAAGGUUUUUGUGCAUCCUCACUUCGCCUCUCCUCACAAACCCCAAUCUCUAAGACAAUUGCUACCGGAAUAUUGUGAACGAAGCCGUGAUGUUGUAUCGAAAUUGUCGAAAGCUAUAUCACAAAGCCUAGGGUUGGAGGAAACGGAAAUGGAGACGGAAUUGGAAUUGAGGUCAUCGUUACAAAUUUUCGUCGCAAAUUACUAUCCACGCUGCCCUAAUCCAGAAGCGGCAAUGGGGAUCCUGCCACAUUCCGACCACGGCCUUUUCACACUUCUCAUACAAAACGACGUCGGUGGCCUUCAGAUUCAGCAUCACCAAAGAUGGUUUAAUGUAAACCCUCCUCCUAACUCCAUACUAGUCAACACCGGCGAUCAUCUUGAGAUAUUUAGCAAUGGAAAGUACAAGAGCGUAUUGCACAGGGCCGUUGUGAACGAUAAAACGGCGAGGAUUUCCAUUGCGACGGCAAAUGGGCCGUCUCUAGACGCAGUGGUAGCCCCUGCUCGUCGGCUUGUGGAAGGCGAAGGCGGUGCGGUGGCGGUCUAUGCUGCGAUGAAAUAUAAGGAUUAUCUAUUGGAACAACAGAGUGGCCAGCUUGAUGGGAAAACUAUGUUGAAACGAGUUCGGAUUCAAGACUAGUAAACUUCUAGAAGCUUCUGGAAAUAUCAUGCUAUUAUUUAUUCCUCGUUGAUCAUUAUAUGAUUGGUAUAUAAUCAAAUAAAUCAAGAUUGUGAGGGUUA
Molecule: messenger RNA, 1220 nt
Organism: Salvia hispanica
Lineage: Eukaryota; Viridiplantae; Streptophyta; Magnoliopsida; Lamiales; Lamiaceae
Product: 2-oxoglutarate-dependent dioxygenase 19-like
Source: RefSeq, a predicted model, not a curated record